Messenger RNA from Podarcis muralis (Common wall lizard), 3098 nucleotides. RefSeq names its product chloride intracellular channel 2 (gene CLIC2). NCBI's taxonomy places the organism in Eukaryota, Metazoa, Chordata, Lepidosauria, Squamata, Lacertidae. The record is from RefSeq and is a predicted model, not a curated record.
AGGGGAUGUGGGGUUGCAGGGGAUGUGGAAGUUUCAGAUGCUUUGGGGUUUGUGAGGUUCUGGAUCUGAGGGAGAAAUAGGUGUGUUUUACUGGGGUUUGUGUUGGUAUGUGGGGUUGUAUUUGUAUGCAUUGGAGUCUGUGGGUUGCAGGUGUGUGUUGCAGUAUGAUAUAUUAUGGGGAAAUUUUGUCAAGGGGCUGUUUUUUCCAGUUCUUUGUGUGUCUGAGCAUCACCAGUGUGUGGAAAGGGUAUUUCAUGGUACCCAUGACAGUUUAUUAGAUUUCUAAAUGUGCCCCUGGGCCCUCAAAAAUGGGAGUAUCUUAGUAUACUGAAAGUGCUUGAGAGAAGGUAUCACACACACCCCAGAAAACCCCCCAAAUCUAGGAGUGAUAUAUUAAAUAAGCGACCUCUUAAACCACUACAGGAAAAUCUCCGGCUUGUUUCCUGUAAUAGAAACUCUGGUAGCUGUGGAGUUGCACUCAAAGAACAGAAGUUAUUCUGGGAUGUUUCUCAGAGAGUCAGGGCAACAUCUGGCUUCCUUGAUAUACCAGAGAAGAAGGUGCUGUGUUGCUCUUUGAUAGCCCAACAUUGCUGACUCACGCCUGGAACCUGGUAGGCCUCUGUGGAAAUCCCCCCCCCCCAGCCCAUGGGGUCAGUCUGCACACCUCAAAGCUUCUGGCUUAAAUAGUGUGGAGGAAGGAAGGAAAGUGACGGGGGUGAACUCAUAGCCAAGCGACAUACAGUCCUGGAGAGGGAAUCAUCUUCACAGCUGCCUGGAGAAAAACACCGUACUAUCAGAUCUCCCACCUGCUUCCCUGUGGACAUUUGUUGAGAGACUACCAGAGCGAAAUAACCGUUCACCAGCAGUGUUUUGCGGGAAGAAGAAGAGAUGAUGGCAAGUCGACUCCGCAGCCCCCUGAAGGAACCAGAGAUCGAGCUCUUUGUCAAGGCUGGCUUAGAUGGAGAGAACAUUGGGAACUGCCCCUUCUGCCAAAGCCUCUUCAUGGUCUUGUGGCUCAAAGGCGUCCGGUUCAACGUGACAACAGUUGAUAUGACCAGGAAACCUGAAGAGCUAAAGGACCUGGCCCCUGGGACCAAGCCUCCGUUCAUGGUGUUCAACAAGGAGCUGAAAACAGACUUCCUGAAGAUUGAAGACUUUCUGGAGCAGACUCUUGCACCACCCAAAUACCCCCGGCUCACCCCACAAAACCAGGAUUCUAUGGCUGUUGGCAGGAACAUUUUUGCCAAGUUCUCUGCGUACAUCAAGAACCCCCACAAGGAAGCAAACAAAAAUAUGGAAAAGGCUUUGUUGAGAGAAUUCAAGCGCCUGGAUGAUUAUUUAAGCACCCCACUCCCAGAGGAAAUUGACCAAGAUUGUGCAGAAGAUGUGCUGGUCUCCAAGAGAAAGUUCCUAGAUGGGAAUUGGAUGACAUUAGCUGAUUGCAACCUGCUCCCCAAACUCCACAUAAUCAAGAUCGCUGCAAAAAAGUACUGCAACUUUGAGAUCCCCUUGGAGAUGACAGCAGUUUGGCGCUAUCUUCACAAUGCCUAUGCCCGCGAUGAGUUCAGUCACACCUGCCCAGCUGAUGAGGAGAUCGAACGCACCUAUGCCACUGUGGCCAAGAAGAUGAGCUAAGAGCCAUAUUCCAUUCGUGUUGGCUCCUGGCAUUUCCAACUCUCCUUCUCGAGAGGCUCUCGUCAGCGAGUUCUUUUCAUCAUGCUGGCUUCAAGAGACACCUCUCACAUUUGUUCUGGACACUCCACCACACUAGACCUAAAGGAGUUCUUCAAACUUUUUUAGGGAAAAAGAAGUCUCUUCAUUCUGUCUGUUCUGUCACAUCUGAGUGCCUUCUUCCCAUGAUGAGUUGCCCAGAAGUGCUAUACAUUCCACUUUGUGGUGGCAGAAGUAGCUAGCAACCCAUGACCUGUGGACAUGGUUGGUAUGUGGCAGUGGGGGGCUGGUGGCCGUUGAGACUAGUAUGGCGGGUAGCUGGGAGGUCAACAGUAGGUGGAGCCAGAGCUGAUGGGUGGGGGCUGGGAAACAUACACCUGUAGAAUGCCUGCUUGGGGCUGGUGAAGGCAAUCAUCACUAAAUGCUGCCAUUUUCUAUCCACAACACUCUAGGUUCCCCUUUGGCUCCAUCUCAGCUGACAAGAUUGUGCCCUAUCUGUGCUGGUUGCCCACCCCAGUUAAUAGCUAAUGAUACUGUAUGAGGGUAGUAGCAAUGUUUGCAAUGUAAUCAAAUAUACAGGUAUGUACCAUGCACUGGGGAAAACAAUUAACUCUGGCCCUCCUGUGGCACAUUGGAUCAGUGCGCCUGGCUGUUAACCAGAAGGUUGAUGGUUUGAGGCCACCCAGGGACAGCUGUGGGCAGGAUCCCUACUUUGCCGGGGUUUGAAAUACAUGACCCUCAGGAUCCUUCCAACUCUACAGUUCUAUGAUUCUAAAGGAUAAAUUUCAGAGGAAUAGCUGUGCUAAGUUUGUUGUAGCAAAACAAAAAACAAACACACGCAGAUGUCCUUAGGCUCAUUAAAGAUUUAAGGCAUGUAUUGUUGCCUAAUAAAUGCACCUUGGCCAGAGCCUACUUCAUCACACAUAGGAACAUAGGAGGCUGCUUAUUCUGAAAGUUGGGCCAUUGAUCCAUCUUGCUCAGCAUUGUCUGGGAGUGGGUCUUAGGUUUCAGGCAGGAGACGCUCCUAACCCUAUCUCUUCCCAUGAAUGACUCUGGGCAAGCCUUUUGAAAGUAUUGGUACUAAUGCAAGUGGGAGGCAGGCUGCCAUUUACUCUGCUUUGGCCAGGAAGCUAGAGUUGGGCUGCCCGUCAAAGGAGGCAAUAUUACGCUAAAUAGGUAACUAGUCUGGUCUGGUCUGUGUCAGCUGACCAUGGUCCCUUAUGCCACAAUAAUGUGUAUUAGUGUUUCAGGUGCCACAAAGGCACUUGCUUGUGUGCUUGUCUCUCAAGGAAUCUCUUAGCCUUCUUCCAUUGCACUAGAACAAGGAAACUUUCCACUUAAAAAAAUAGAUGUGCCAGUUUACUGUCUAUUAAAAAAAAACAUUUAUUUUAUAUACAACUUUAUAAUAAACUUUAUUUUAUAUACAA